AUGGACAACCAUGGAAGGACCUCCUCGCGCCCAGGAUCAAGACGAGGCAGUCAAGACCUCACUGCACCAACUACAGUUGUAGCGAAUGGCACCUCAGGCCACACUGCACCGCCUCCUUCCAGCACGACCCACACGGACAGACAUGCUUCACAGACAUAUCCUACUGUAGGCCGCAGACGGACGUCUAUAACUGCACAAACUGGCACGUGGUCGUUGGGCAAAACUAUAGGACAAGGGAGCAUGGGCAAGGUCAAACUCGCCAAAAACAUCGAAACUGGAGAACAGGCUGCGAUCAAGAUCGUUCCUCGGCAAACCCUUGAUGACCAUGGGAAUGCGAAAGAUGAGAGGGCAGAUCGCUCAAAAGAAAUUCGGACUGCCAGAGAAGCGGCAAUGGUGUCAUUGCUCUGCCACCCAUACAUUUGUGGUAUGAUCGAUGUGCAGCGGACAAACUAUCAUUGGUACAUGCUUUUCGAGUAUGUCAACGGUGGGCAAAUGCUCGACUACAUCAUUGCCCAUGGCCGACUCAAAGAGAAGCAAGCGAGAAAGUUCGCCCGUCAAAUUGCAAGUGCUCUGGACUACUGCCACCGCAACAGCAUUGUACACCGAGAUCUGAAGAUCGAGAACAUUCUCAUCAGUAAGAAUGGUGAUAUCAAAAUCAUUGACUUCGGUCUCAGCAACCUUUACUCACCACGUGCCCUCCUCAAGACAUUCUGCGGAAGCUUGUACUUUGCGGCCCCAGAGUUGCUGCAAGCUCGCCAGUAUACAGGUCCUGAGGUUGACGUAUGGAGUUUCGGAAUUGUUUUGUAUGUGCUUGUCUGUGGCAAGGUUCCAUUUGAUGAUCAAAGCAUGCCUCAGUUACACGCUAAGAUCAAGCGUGGUGUUGUUGACUAUCCACAAUGGCUGACAGCUGAGUGCAAAAACAUCAUUUCGAGAAUGCUUGUAGUGGAUCCCAAAGAACGGGCGAGUCUUCAGGAGAUUAUGAAUCAUCCAUGGAUGACAAAAGGCUUCAAUGGGCCGCCAGACAACUAUCUACCCCAAAGAGAGCCGCUUUCGUUGCCACUUGAUCCGGAAGUCGUCGAAAAGAUGCAGGGAUUUGAUUUUGGCUCGGCCGCCUACAUCACGGAGCAGCUCACUCGAAUUAUUGACUCAGACGACUAUCAAAGCGCCAUUCGCAGAACGGCCAAAGACGAUCACAGCAAUACUUCGGGUGGCGGAGACAAAAAGCGUGGAGUAUUCGACUUCUACAAGCGGAGAAAUUCUAUAAGCAGGGAGGGCCUUGCAGCCCCUUCGUCGGAAGCAAUCCGAGGACACGACCCGCUAAAUGCGUACAGCCCUCUCGUGUCAGUCUACUACUUGGCUCGUGAGAAGCUCGAACGAGAACGCCGAGAACAAAACCCGGGAGCUUUGGCUAUGCCGUUGACACCUAAAGAGACCCCUCUGAAACUGCCGGGUCUCCCAACCCCUGAAGCGGCUUAUACCAAUACUUUUGCUCCUGAGAUGCCAGGUGAAAAGGCCACCGGUGGUCGUUCAAGGGCCCGUGCUCGGACGAACGGGGAAGACGAUGUCGUUCAGGGUAUCAAACAAUUAGAGAUCCCUGAAAAGAAGCCGCCUCCCAGCGCAACUUCACCAACAGCAACACCGCAUGCAGAACAGCCCACGAGACGAGAAGGCACUGCUAUUGGUUUAUUGAGGAGGUUCAGCACCCGGCGUUAUCGCGACCGCGACAUGGAACGUCCUCAUCCACCCCCAGCGUUGAAUAUCCAGCCUCCUCAAGACUCCGCGGCGCCGCCACGUAAAUCUUUCUCCGUUCGUCGCUCUCGGAGGAGAGACCCAAGUCCAAGCACUCACCAUGCCGGAGGAAGCCAGCCUCAACAUGAAGGUCUUCUCAGCGCCGGAAAUAAUUCUUCGAGAGCAGGCAAGUUGCUGGGUCGAUCGACUAGCGUUAACUCUGCGGAGUACCGCCCGAGACGACUUCUACAUCGUGGGCCAUCGGCAAACGAAUCGCCACUGCUUGCCCCCGAACCACCCCCUACCAGUGGAUCAGAUAAGUCCAGCGCCAGUGCCGGCAAGAAUAGCAAGGGUGUGGAGCUUACAGACAAGCCUGUGCCUAAUGCCGUUCCGUUACCUGCACCGCGUACGCCGACCAGUAGUCGUACUAAGUCUCUUGGUCAUGCGCGACAAGAAAGCAUUCAAGCCAGACGCCGACGAUACGAAGAACGGCGGGACCGAGAAGCCAACGUGCCCGAGGAAACUGACGCUGACAUGCGAGUUGGUGCGGAUGCUUUAGACACGCCCGCCGUUCCUGAUACUCCAGGUACGGAGAUCGCGAAACCAGCAAGUCUGAAGGGACUGUUCUCGACCUCGACCACCAGCAACAAGCCUCCUGAAUUUAUCCGACACGACAUUAUCCGUGUUCUGAACCAGUUAGGUGUUCAGUAUAAUGUCAUCAAAGGCGGCUUCUCCUGCCGGCAUGCGCCCAGCAUCAAUCUCGAAGGUGUCAAGGAGCCAGGCCCCGGGUUAGAGGAAGAUAGAAGUGGACGGGUGACGAGUGGACACCAACGACGAAUCUCAUUCGGUGGUGCUUUCCGCGGCAAGGAAAGAGAAGAUAUCAAGGACGAGAAGCUUAGUCGACACUCGACUCGGAGACGACAACCAGACCAAAGUUUCGUCACGAAUUCUGAAGGCUCUGAUGACUAUCUGCCACAGGCCAGACACACCAGCGAGGCACCUGCCGACAUGGCAGCAACCAGAACACGAGUUCAAGACGAUAAUGGCGAGCGGCUGGUGCUCCGGUUUGAAAUUGCAAUUGUCAAAAUCCCCCUCCUCUCGUUGCAUGGCAUUCAGUUCAAGAAGGUUCAAGGAGGCAUGAAUCAGUACCGUUCAAUGACUGCGGCAAUUCUCAACAGCCUAAGACUUUGA
Molecule: messenger RNA, 2919 nt
Organism: Exophiala spinifera
Lineage: Eukaryota; Fungi; Ascomycota; Eurotiomycetes; Chaetothyriales; Herpotrichiellaceae
Exons: 2
Coding region: 1-2919 (972 amino acids)
Biological process (GO): protein phosphorylation; microtubule cytoskeleton organization; intracellular signal transduction
Cellular component (GO): cytoplasm
Molecular function (GO): ATP binding; protein serine/threonine kinase activity; tau-protein kinase activity
Source: RefSeq, a predicted model, not a curated record